This is a messenger RNA of Ascoidea rubescens DSM 1968, 1939 nucleotides long. RefSeq lists its product as uncharacterized. The record is from RefSeq and is a predicted model, not a curated record. Gene Ontology annotation, biological process: microtubule cytoskeleton organization; microtubule-based movement. Bases 22 to 1581 code for a protein of 519 amino acids. Gene Ontology annotation, cellular component: cytoplasmic dynein complex; centrosome. Gene Ontology annotation, molecular function: dynein heavy chain binding. NCBI's taxonomy places the organism in Eukaryota, Fungi, Ascomycota, Saccharomycetes, Ascoideales, Ascoideaceae. The transcript has a single exon.
CUGCUUCUUUCACACUGCUCAAUGGCGCAACAAGGAACCUGGGCCAGGCUAUUGGCCUCUGUGUCGUCUUCCACAAACCAAAGAACCUUUACUGCAGAGAAAAACGUGCUCUUUAUUGGGGGUUCUGCGGCAGAUCAGAACGCCAUUAUCCAGAGCUUGUAUUACCAAGCUGGCUACGAUGCUGACAGCUACCAGAAGAGCCAUUUAAAUACCUCUCUCCACAACAGAAUUGCCAACGAUCUUUCCCUUGGAUACACCUACAUUCAGUACUUUGAUGACAACAGCGAUCUAUUGGCUCACUUGAACGUCUACACAAUUCCGUCUAACAGCUACAGUUCAGACAGCGAAUACAGUGUUGACACUUUCAACAAUUUUUCCUCUUACUCUAACUUAAUCUCUCUUUUUUUCAAAAAUAUUGAGCCAGAAAACUUAUUAAUCAUUCCAGUAUUGGAUUAUAACAGUCAGCCAAAAUAUUUUUUGAGAUUCUUGACAAACAUUUUGCAGAAUUUAUAUCUGAUUUUCAGUGACAAAAAUGCAGAAAACGAUAACCAAAGCACCUUUAAUCAAAACAAUCUCUUUUUGAAGAAAACUUUUCAAAAAAAUUCUUCCUACUAUAUUUCGAAUUCUUUCUCAAAUAUCCUACCUUUAAAUACAGGCGAAUGUGAUAUAUGUCUUGGUUGUCAUUUAUUAAUUUUGCUAAUAAACUCAAUUGAUAAUCAAAAUCUCGAUAUUCAUUUUGACGAUUUUAUUCAACAAUCUUUAAGGACAAUUGCAUUAUCGCACGCUGCCUCUUUACUUUUUUUACCAAAUAUAAAUAAUAUCAAUCUAUUAAAUAACAAAAAUGCUUCAUCUGAUUUUCCCUUAUUAAGUUUACUAUCUCAAAUUUUAAACUUCAAAUUCAAAAAAAAUUUAAUAAUCGAUAAUAAUGACAAUAAUAAAAACAACUCUGAUGAAAAUGAUAACAAUAAUAUAAACAUUUUAAUUAAACUGAUUUUAAUAGAUCAACUAAACCUACUCAUUCCUUCUGGUUAUGAUUCCUGGAAUAGAAUUAAAACAAUCAAUGAAAAUUUUGAUAUUUCCUCAUUUUCCACUAAUUAUACAACUUUAUUUAAUAAUUAUCUCAACGGAACUCGCCCCCAUUCAAAUGAAGAUGACCAAUUUCAAUUUUAUGAAUCCAAAAUUCCUUUAAUUUCUUUUUCAAAUAAUACUAUUAUUGACAAUAAUAAACCUUAUCUUUAUCCUAAUCCCAAUAAUGAAAAUGAUCCUACUAACAAUCCCAAUCUAUAUAUUGAUAAUCAAAAUCAAGAAGACGAAAAAGAUGAUAUCUCCUUGCAAAGCUUUCUUUCUCAAAAUUACAACUCCACUCAAUAUUCGUUUAAAACUGCUCCCAAUAUCAACUCCUCUUUUAGUAAUUUAAAUUUGAAUAAUUCUCAGAAUUUUCCAGAAAAUAGCUAUUCAAAUCAUUCAAUUAAUAAUAGCCUUCUCAUCAACAAUUCGCAUUUAAUUAGCAAGAAUUCCCAAAAGGAGGUUUUAACUGAUUUUUUCCAUAAUUUGAUUAAAAAGAAAAGUUUAGAAUCUUAAUUUAUCUUCUUUUUUCUAUGUCAAAGAAAAAUAUUAUGAUAAAAUAAAUAUAUAUGAUUUUAGGAAAGGUAUUUAAGUAUUUCAUCUCUUUUAUUAAAAAAAUUAAACUUAACGAUGCGAGUUUGAAUUUCUUCUUUUAUUUUUGUUUCAUUUUCAUUGCUUGGUUUUCCAUUUUUAAAUUCGACUAUUUGAAAAAUUUCAUUUGGCAAUCUUUUAUCCAUUAUAUUUAAGAUUUGUGUUGCCUCCUUUGUACUUAAUGAAGUUGAUGUUGAACUAUCAAGUAUUUUUUCAGCUAAUUUAUUUAUAGAAUAUGGUUUAUUAUUUUCUAAAAAAUAUAGUAUAUUGAAUACAGGCUUUA